Messenger RNA from Capsaspora owczarzaki ATCC 30864, 2460 nucleotides. RefSeq names its product muscle glycogen phosphorylase. Gene Ontology annotation, cellular component: cytoplasm. Gene Ontology annotation, molecular function: glycogen phosphorylase activity; pyridoxal phosphate binding. The transcript is spliced from 9 exons. Gene Ontology annotation, biological process: glycogen catabolic process. The record is from RefSeq and is a predicted model, not a curated record. The coding region runs from base 1 to 2460 and encodes 819 amino acids. Lineage: Eukaryota; Filasterea; Ministeriida; Capsasporidae.
AUGGCAACCACUCCGACAAAGACGGAAGCGCCGCCGCUGCGCCCGACGCUUGGCAGCAAGCAGAUCUCGCUGCGAGGCAUCCCGAAGCUCGAGAAUGUGGACGAGAUCAAGGCGACGUUCAUCCGCCACGUCCACGCCGAUCUCGCCAAGGAUCGCAACGUCGCGACGACCAACGACUACUACCUCGCUCUUGCGCAUACGGUGCGUGACCACGUCGUCUCAAAGUGGAUUCGCACCCAGCAGACGUACUACAACACCGAUCCCAAGCGCGUGUACUACCUGUCGCUCGAGUACUACAUGGGUCGCUCGCUGUGCAACACGAUGGUCAACCUCGGCAUUGCCACCGAGUCCGAAGAAGCCAUGUACCAACUUGGUCUCAACAUUGAGGAGAUGGAGGAAUCCGAGGAAGACGCUGGUCUCGGCAACGGCGGCCUCGGUCGUCUCGCUGCUUGUUUCUUGGAUUCGAUGGCAACGCUCAACCUCCCGGCCUACGGAUAUGGCAUCCGCUACGAGUAUGGCAUUUUCAAGCAGCAAAUCCGCGACGGCUACCAGGUCGAGCUGCCCGACUCGUGGCUCAAGCGCGGAAAUCCGUGGGAGAUUGCCCGCCCAGAGUACAUGCUGCCCGUCCAGUUCUACGGCCGCAGCGAGCUCGGCCCGGACGGCAAGCACAAGUGGGUUGGCACCCAAACGGUCAUGGCGCUGCCGUACGACAGCCCCAUUCCCGGCUACAAGACCAACACGGUCAACACGAUGCGUCUGUGGUCUGCUCGCUCUCCGAACGACUUUGACCUGUCCUACUUCAACCAUGGCGACUACAUCAAGGCCGUCAUUGAUCGCAACCUUGCCGAGAAUAUCUCUCGUGUCUUGUACCCCAACGACAAUUUCUUCGAGGGAAAGGAGCUCCGCCUCAAGCAAGAGUACUUUAUGGUCUCGGCCACCCUGCAAGACAUUGUGCGUCGCUACAAGGCGGCCACCUUUGGCAGCCGAGAGCUUUCGCGCAAGAGCUUUGACCUCUUCCCGGAGAAGGUCGCCAUCCAGUUGAACGACACCCAUCCCUCGUUGGCCAUUCCCGAGCUGAUGCGCAUCCUGGUCGAUCUCGAAGGCUGCACGUGGGAGUACGCGUGGAAGAUUUGCACGGCAACUUUUGGCUACACCAACCACACUGGUGUCGCGCUUCGCUUCCCGGGCGACCACGACCGGCUGCGUCGCAUGUCGCUGAUUGAGGAGGACGGCGACAAGCGUGUCAACAUGGCCAAUCUCUCGAUUGUCAACAUGGCCAAUCUCUCGAUUGUCGGCUCGCAUGCCAUCAACGGUGUGGCGCGCAUUCACACUGAAAUUAUCAAGAACUCGAUCUUCCGAGACUUUUUCGAGUUCACUCCCGAAAAGUUCCAAAACAAGACCAACGGCAUCACGCCGCGCCGUUGGCUGCUCGUGUCGAACGCUGCACUUGCAGACCUCAUUACCGAACGCAUUGGCGAAAAGUGGUCGUUGGAUUUGCGACAUUUGCACAAGCUGGAGCAGUAUGCCGACGAUCCAGAUCUGCAGCGCGCCUUCUUUGACGUCAAGCAGAGCAACAAGCAGCGCCUCGCCACCUUGAUCAAGGAGCAGUACAAGAUUGAGAUCAACGUCGACUCGAUCUUUGACUGCCACGUCAAGCGCAUCCACGAGUACAAGCGCCAGUUGUUGAACGCGCUCCACAUUAUCACCUUGUACAACCGCAUCAAGGAAAACCCGAGCGGCGACUUUGUGCCCCGCACCGUCUUUAUCGGUGGCAAGGCAGCGCCCGGUUACUACAUGGCAAAGAUGAUUAUCAAGCUCAUCUGCUCCAUCGCCGAGGUGGUCAACAACGACCCGAUUGUCGGCAACCGACUCAAGGUGGUCUUCCUCGAAAACUACCGCGUCUCUCUGGCCGAGCGCGUCAUUCCCGCGACAGACUUGUCCGAGCAAAUCUCGACCGCCGGUACCGAGGCCUCGGGCACUGGCAACAUGAAGUUUAUGCUGAACGGCGCGCUCACGAUCGGCACGAUGGACGGCGCCAACGUUGAAAUGUCCGAGGAAGUCGGCGCUGAAAACAUGUUCAUCUUUGGUCUGAAUGUAGAUGAAGUCGAAGCCCUCGCCAAGGCCGGAUACGAUCCGAACAAGUACUACCACGCCAACCGCGAGCUCAAGCAUGCGCUCGACCAGAUUGGCAACGGCUACUUUUCUGCCACCAACCGCGAUUUGUUUGUGCAUGUUGUGGAUUCGCUUCUCAAGCAUGGCGAUCGUUACAUGCUGCUCGCCGACUACGCCUCGUAUGUCGAGACGCAGGAUCGUGUGGCAGUCGAGUUCCGCAACCGCAAGCUCUGGAUGCGCAAGUGCAUCCUGAACGUGGCUGCCUCUGGCAAAUUCUCGUCCGAUCGUACCAUUCAGGAAUACGCCGCGGACAUCUGGAAGGCCGAGCCCGUCAAUGUUGUUCUUUGA